AUGCCGCCUGCCCCCUCCCGCAAGCGCCAGAAGACCGAGCUACCCACCUCGGCCUACCCCAACACGCGCUCGGCCUCGUCCAACCCGGCUCCGCUCGCUCCCCCACCUCCCGCCGCCGACACCGCCAUGCACCGCGGCGACUCGGACCAGGGCUACGGCGGCGACGACGACGACGACGAGCCGUUCGAGUACGACAGCGACUACGCCGGCGACAACGACCCGGACGUCAUGGUCCUCGACUCUCCCGCCUCGGCUCCCGCCGGCACGCGCGACAGCGACCGCGACGACGACAAGGACGGCGACGACGAGGGCGAGGACCAGCUCGAGUCCGACUCGGACAGCGACCGUCCAGUCGAGACGCUCGUCCUGAGCGACUUGGACGACGCGCCCCCGCCCGAGCCGCGCGGCGGCGGAGGAGGACCGGCCCCGACUUCGACCAAGGGCAAGGGCAAGCUCACGGCGCGCAAGCAGUUCGCCCUCGACGUCCAGCAGGUGCACGACCGCUUCGCCGCCGAGGACAAGGCGCUCGUCAAGAACUUCAAGCGCGACGAGGGCGACGACGCCGUCCGCUUCGCCCUCGAGCACCCCAAGUUUCCGCGCGGCUUGCGCAUCUCGCUCCUGUUCCCCGAGCUCGGCGGGUACCCGCUCGGGCACGAGGUCGUCGCCUUCACCGAGCACGAGGAGGUCCCGGACGAGGUCUCGGUCGCGCUCCAGGAGGUCUCGCAGCUCCCGAAGCAGGCCGACCGCUCGCUCAACGGCCUCGUCGAGUUCCUCGUGCACCGCAUCGUCCAGGGCGAGCCCAACCCGUGGACCAACCAGCCCGAGGCGGACGAGGACGAGUACGCGUACGAGGACGAGCUCGAGAACCUCGAGGUGAGCAUGGCCAAGGACAGCGAGCUCUUCAAGACUCUCCGGGCCGACUUCAAGCAGCUCAUCGACGCCGGGUACCGCCCGGGCUUCACGCGCCUGUCGGAGCUCGACCUCGUCGUCUCGGUCGCCAAGAAGGUCAACCUCCUCGACGUGCCGGCGCGUGCGCUCCAGGCGUGGGACAGCAAGCUCAUCACGGGCCACGUCGUCUACCUCGUCCUGCUCAUCAACUUUGGCCCCAACUACCCGGUCGACCUCGACAACCAGACGACGGGCCAGUGCCGUUUCAAGGUCGGCGUCUCGCCACGGUACAAGCCCGUCCGCGCCGCUGUCGCCGCCGCCUUCCGUGCGCACAGCUCGAACCCGUACACGAAAGACGAGUUCGAGGCCAUCUCGCUGUCGGCGCCGCUCGACGCGCUCCUCAACGACAAGCUCGGCGAGAUCCUGCACGUGCGCCGCUCGAACGAGCGCAUCGGGUGGGCCGGCGCCGAGCAGCACUGCUUCGAGGCGGGCAGGAGCGACGACAAAGCUGUCGACCGCAAGCUCGCGCGCGCCGCCGACAAGGCCGAGCUCGAGGUGUCGCAGACGCUCCCGCCGGACCCGAUGGCGAGCCUCGCGACGGCGCACAACUUUCCGCUCCUCGCCUUCUCGUACCUGAUCCGCCGCUUCGUCAUGUGCCCGAGGUUCUGCCUGAACUGCUACAAGCGCUGCGACCAGGUCAUCACGGCGCUCAAACCGUUCGUGUGCGAGAGCCCGUUGUGCCUGUUCCAGCUCAUCGCGCUCGGCCUCGGUCCGUCGCUCGAGCACGAGAUCACGACCAACUCGGCGUCGGUCGACCUCCUCGUCCAGCUCACCUACAUCGCCGCCAAGGAGAACGGCCUCAAGGGCGACCUCCUCCCUGUCGGUCUCGAGCUCAAGGUGCCCAAGGACCUGACCGGCAACUUCGAGACGCCGAUCGUUUCGGCGGCGGGGGUCCCGGCGACGACGAUGGCGACGACGACGGUCGAGCAGGAGACGGUCGACCUCGACACGCUCGGCGACGACUUUUCCAAGUGCGGCGGCGUCGCCCACCUCAUCAACGAGCUGCCGCCGAUCAGCGAGAUGCGCGUGUGGCUCCUCGGCGAGGACAUGACGGCCGACGAGCGCCUCCUGAACCGCACGCGCAAGCUCGUCGACAUGCGCGGCGGCACCAUCUCGAUCUCGGCGUGGAGGCUCCUGCGCUGGAUCGUCGCGAGCAACACGUCGUACCUCAAGCUCAUCGAGGAGGAGGACGAGCUCAUCCAGGGCAUCGGCAAGGACUGCAGGCAGUUCCGCCUUGUCGUCGGCAGCCCGGCCAAGGAGCACCUCCUCGCCGAGAGCGUCAAGACGGCGCAGAUCGAGGACGCCAACGCGCAGCGCUACCCGACCCUGUUCGCGUUCCACGGCUCGAGCGUCAAGAACUGGUCGAGCAUCCUGCGCCAGGGCCUGCACUUCCGCGAGACGAUCAACGGGCGCGCCUACGGUCACGGUGUCUACUUUGCCAAGGACGGCAGCGUCUCGCUCGGGCACUAUGCCGCGCCCGCCACGACUGUGUGGAAGAACGCCGAGUACCACGUGUCGAAGCUCGCCGCCAUCUGCGAGAUCACCAACCUCCCGGCCAAGUUCGUGUCGAGCAACCCGUACUUUGUCGUCAACCAGCUCGACUGGAUCCAGGCGCGGUACCUCAUCGCGCAGGCGAGCAGCGCGACGGCCCAGGUCCAGGUCGCCGAGGCGGCCGCGUCGGCGUCGGCGGCGAGCAAGAAGAAGAGCAAGGGCGACGCGCUCAAGACGAUCUCGCUCGACCCCAAGCACCCGCUCACGAUCGGCAGCACCAAGCUCAUCAUCCCCGACGUCGGCGACAAGCUCGCCAAGCUCGAGGCGAGCCUCACCGACAAGGUCGAGGAGCUCAACGUCUCGGACUCGGAGCUCCUCGAGGAGCCGCCGAUCGUCGUCGGCGAGAGCGGCGCGUCGUCGCAGUCGGCCGGCGCCGGCAAGGGCGGGCUCCGCACCAAGCUCCGCCGCGGCACGUCGAGCCUCGGCGGUAGCGGCCUCCUGAGCCCGACCAUGGGCGCCACCAAGGGCAAGAGCGCGGCCAAGGGCAAAGAGCGCGCUGUCGUCGCGCCGCCUGCGCCCAAGGAGGAGCCCGACACGUUCGAGCCGGCCGACGCGGCGCGCCUCGCCCUCGUCAAGCAGAUCCCGCCGCCGAGCAAGCCGAGUCGCGGCGCCAUGGCGAUGAUCCAGAAGGAGAUGCGCGCCAUGCUCAAGGCGCAGAAGGACCUCGGGCCGACAAGCGCCGGCUUCUUCUUCGACCCGGAGCGCUCGGACGACAACGCGUUCAAUUGGGUCAUCGAGCUGCCGCGCGAGAGCUUCGAGGAGGACCUGCCGCUCCGCAAGGACAUGGACGCCCGCGACGUCAAGAGCAUCCUCAUGGAAAUCCGCUUCGGCGACACGUUCCCCUUCUCGCCGCCGUUCUUCCGCGUCGUCCACCCGCGCUUCCUCCCGUUCGCGCACGGCGGCGGCGGGCACGUCACGGCCGGCGGGUCGAUCUGCAUGGAUGAGUCCCUCCUCCCUCGGUCGUCGUCGUCGUCGCGAGCGCGCGAGCCUGACCCGGACCUUCUCGUUCCCGCGACAGUACACCUCUUGACGACCGACGGGUGGAGCUCGGUGUACACGAUCGAGGCGAUCCUGCUGCAGAUCCGCAUGGCCAUGUCGAACCUCGAGCCCAAGCCGGCGCGCCUCGACCAGGGCAAGCAGUGGAACCAGCCCUACUCGAUGGAGGAGGCGAUUGCGGGCUUCCGCCGCGCGGCGCAGACGCACGGCUGGCAGGUGCCCGCCGAGCUCGACACGUUUGCGGCGCAGGGCUGA
This is a messenger RNA of Rhodotorula graminis WP1, 3750 nucleotides long. RefSeq lists its product as uncharacterized. NCBI's taxonomy places the organism in Eukaryota, Fungi, Basidiomycota, Microbotryomycetes, Sporidiobolales, Sporidiobolaceae. The record is from RefSeq and is a predicted model, not a curated record. The transcript is spliced from 14 exons. Bases 1 to 3750 code for a protein of 1249 amino acids. Gene Ontology annotation, molecular function: NAD+ poly-ADP-ribosyltransferase activity.